AGACGGCCCAAGAUGGCGGCAGGAGAGGAGGAAGGGUCGGCGGCGGAGCCGGAGCAGGAGCCGGCGGCGGAGGAGUCGCGGAGCUUCAAGGACUUGGGAGUGACAGAUGUCCUGUGUGAAGCUUGUGACCAGUUGGGAUGGAAGGUGCCAACGAAGAUCCAGAUUGAGGCUAUUCCAGUGGCUCUCCAAGGCAGAGAUGUCAUUGGACUGGCAGAAACUGGCUCUGGAAAAACAGGAGCCUUUGCUUUGCCAAUUCUUCAAGCACUGCUGGAAACACCUCAGCGAUUAUUUGCACUUGUCCUCACACCAACCAGGGAGCUGGCCUUUCAAAUCUCAGAGCAGUUUGAAGCUCUUGGAUCUUCCAUCGGUGUUCAAAGUACGGUUAUUGUGGGUGGAAUUGAUGCAAUGUCACAAUCUCUGGCCUUAGCCAAGAAACCACAUGUUAUCAUUGCAACCCCUGGCCGUCUAGUUGAUCAUCUGGAGAACACAAAGGGCUUCAACUUACGAGCUCUGAAGUUCCUAGUGAUGGAUGAGGCUGACAGGAUUCUUAACAUGGAUUUCGAGACAGAGGUGGAUAAGAUAUUAAAAGUGAUUCCUCGAGACAGGAAGACAUUCUUGUUUUCUGCCACCAUGACCAAGAAGGUUCAAAAACUCCAACGUGCUGCUCUGAAGAAUCCUGUUAAAUGUGCUGUUUCUUCCAAGUAUCAGACAGUUGAAAAACUGCAACAGUAUUACAUUUUCAUCCCCUCCAAAUUCAAGGACAGCUAUCUGGUUUAUAUCUUGAAUGAACUGGCUGGUAACUCUUUCAUGAUAUUCUGUAGUACAUGUAACAAUACUCAGAGGACUGCUCUACUGCUCCGCAACCUGGGCUUCACUGCCAUUCCCCUCCAUGGGCAGAUGAGUCAGAAUAAACGUUUGGGCUCUCUAAACAAGUUUAAGGCAAAGGCGCGUUCUAUUCUGCUGGCCACUGAUGUUGCAAGCAGAGGUCUGGACAUCCCACAUGUGGAUGUGGUGAUAAACUUUGAUAUUCCUACACACUCUAAGGAUUACAUUCAUCGAGUUGGGAGAACAGCUCGAGCUGGGAGAUCUGGCAAAUCUAUCACCUUUGUCACACAGUAUGAUGUAGAGCUGUUCCAGCGCAUUGAACACCUGAUUGGCAAGAAGCUGCCAGCAUUCCCCAUGCAAGAGGAGGAAGUUAUGAUGCUGACAGAGCGUGUGGCUGAGGCCCAGAGGUUUGCUCGAAUGGAGCUGCGGGAGCAGGGAGAGAAGAAGCGAUCUAGGAAUGAUGAUGAUGACACAGAAGAGGCUAUUGGUGUCAGGAAUAAGGUGGCAGGAGGGAAAAAGAAGAAAAGGAAAGCCUUCUAGUUUGGUAUUUGAACAGACUUUUUUUAUUUUUCUCUUUAUGGCUAUCUGAGCUAUCAAAAACCGUCUACCAAGCCGCCUCCAGUGGAUUUUUUUUCAGAACUACAUAUGAAAUUUGCAAGUCCCUGAGGAAAAAACCUACUUUUCUUCUUCACCAGCUACAGACUGAGCUUGGCCCAUGUUGGUACCAUGGUACCAGUUUUCCUUCCAGGGACACACCAUCAGAGACCAUCACCUCUGGACCUGGAAGCAGCUGUGGUCUGGCCCUGCUUGUUCACUACGAAGUGCAGUGUGAGUGCAGCUUUUGCUCGGCUGCAGCCUGUCCCACUAUCCAGUCUCACUGAGCCCAUCUGGAGUCAGAUCUGUCAGAAGAAAGAGAGGAAAAAUUAAAAAAGAAGUGACUGAGUUUUCACAGCACAGCUAUGAUGCCCUUGCCUUGGUGAAGGGAUGUAUUACAUUGAGAACUCAAAAUAUAUUUUACUUAAUUUUAAAGCUACCUGGUUUUCUUUA
Messenger RNA from Parus major (Great Tit), 1872 nucleotides. RefSeq names its product DEAD-box helicase 47 (gene DDX47). The record is from RefSeq and is a predicted model, not a curated record. Lineage: Eukaryota; Metazoa; Chordata; Aves; Passeriformes; Paridae. The coding region runs from base 13 to 1365 and encodes 450 amino acids. Gene Ontology annotation, molecular function: RNA helicase activity; ATP binding; nucleic acid binding. The transcript has 12 exons.